AUGGCUGCGAACGUCCUUAGAGAAGUGGGCUACACAUCACUUGCGGAUAUGGAGGGCGGAAUGUUGGCAUGGGAAGAGUCCUCCCCGCGCACCGCGGACAGCCCAGACCUCUCACUCGCCUACAGCGUCCCUGACCUCGCAUGCUCAAGCGCGGCACAGCCACCAGCUUCGACCAUCAACAAUCUGCUGCCCACGUCUCUCAGGGUGCUACCAGCGACGGUUGGUCGCGUGUUCGCCGUGUCGGCGCUGCUGCUCGUCGCGCUCUCCACCGUGUCGCGGUACCGCGACCUGCAGGCAGCCGCGAUCAUGGCGCCGCCGCCAUUCCCCGUGCUGCCGCCGCUGGAGGUCAAUCGGCUCGUGGAGCAGCAAGGCUACGUCUACCUGGACGUCAGAACGGCAGAGGAGUUCGCGCAGGUGCACGUGCCGGGCUCCGACCUCAUCCCCUACUUCAUCACCGCACCCGACGGCCUGUCGCAGCGGCAGGAGGUCAAACCUGGCAGCGUGGGAGAUGACUGCCCAGGGAUUCACAAGGCUCGUGGAUCUCAAGGGGGGUAUCAUCGCAUGGGAGCAGAGUGGGCUGCCUGUGGUGAGGCAGAGCAGCAAGCUUGA
Molecule: messenger RNA, 609 nt
Organism: Closterium sp. Naga37s-1
Lineage: Eukaryota; Viridiplantae; Streptophyta; Zygnematophyceae; Desmidiales; Closteriaceae
Source: the annotation of a GenBank genome assembly